Messenger RNA from Betta splendens (Siamese fighting fish), 2676 nucleotides. RefSeq names its product Rho guanine nucleotide exchange factor (GEF) 3 (gene arhgef3). Gene Ontology annotation, biological process: intracellular signal transduction; positive regulation of Rho protein signal transduction. NCBI's taxonomy places the organism in Eukaryota, Metazoa, Chordata, Actinopteri, Anabantiformes, Osphronemidae. Gene Ontology annotation, molecular function: guanyl-nucleotide exchange factor activity. The record is from RefSeq and is a predicted model, not a curated record.
UCGCUCAAAUGAAAGGAGGAUUAAAUCACCGCAGUUCGGUUUGUUGCUGAGCUCAACUUUUGGAAGCGCAGCUUGACUUUUACUUUUGCUUUAAGGCGUUAAAAGUUGGCUUUGACUGUGCGGAGCGGCGCCAUCAGCCGGAAACGGUCGACGCGUGCGUUAGUUUGAUUGUUUGCUUUUGUCUGCGUGAUUGUGGAUCUGCGGAGGAUCGUUUGGAGGAGCUGCAGCCCGAUGCAGCCAGGUGAUGGAUGUGAGCGGGGUUCCAGGUCGAAGCUCCAGAAGAAGACGUCCUCGUUCUCUCUUCUCUCUCCUAAUGGCUGGUCCCUCAGAGGGAAGAAGCGGAAGCAGGCCAGCAGGGAUGCAGACUCCCUCAGCCUCUGCAGCCUGGACAUCAACGAGCCCAGCACCAAGCGCAGCAGAGCCGCGUCCCGGGUGGCGCCGCUGGCCGGUCUGCUGCCGCCCGUCAGAACCGCGCCGCUGAAGCGGAUCGGACUGACGCUGCAGCGCUCCAUCAGCUUCCGGAGCGACAGAGAGCCACCGCCCCCCUCCUCUUCCUCCUCUUCCUCCUCCUCCUCCUCCUCCGUGGUGAGGACCCGCGUGGUCUCCAGCCCCUCCUCCUCCGCGGCGGCGCCGGCCGCCAAACGCCGCGACAGCAAACUGUGGAGCGAGACGUUCGACGUGCGACUGGGAGCCGGGACGCGAACGCUGAGCCCCAAAGAGAUAAAGCGACAGGAGGUCAUAUUCGAGCUGGCUCAGGGGGAGCGAGACCUGGUGGAGGACCUGACUCUGGCCCAGAAGGCCUACCGCGACCCCAUGCUGAAGCUGUCCAUCAUGACCGAGCAGGAGCUGAACCGCAUCUUCGGAACCCUGGACUCGCUGAUACCGCUGCAUGAAGACCUGCUGAGGCGCCUGCGUGACGCCAGGAGGCCCGACGGCGCCACCGACCACGUGGGUCACAUCCUGACGGACUGGCUGCCCUGCCUGUCCUCCUACACGCCGUACUGCAGCAACCAGGUGAAGGCCAAAGCCCUGCUGGACCAGAAGAAGCAGGACCGGCGCGUGCAGGACUUCCUGCAGCGCUGCCUGCAGUCGCCCUUCAGCCGGAAGCUGGACCUGUGGAACUUCCUGGACGUCCCGCGGAGCCGCCUGGUGAAGUACCCGCUGCUGCUGAGGGAGAUCCUGAAGCACACGCCCAACGGCCACCCAGACCUGCAGCAGCUGGAGGCGGCGAUGCUGAUGGUUCAGAGCCUGGUGGCAGAGAUCAACAGGCAGACGGGCGAGUCGGAGUGUCAGUUCUACAAGGAGCGCCUGCUGUUCUCGGAGGAGGGUCGCAGGAGCGAGCUCAUCGACCGCUCCAGAACUCUGAGCUGCCACGGAGAACUCAGGAGCAACAGGGGCCUCAAGCUCCACGUGUUCCUGUUCCAGGACGUUCUGGUCAUCACCCGGUCCGGCGCGCUGAACGAGCAGCCCGUCUACCAGCUGUGCCGCCAGCCCGUCCCGCUCCGGCAUCUGGACCUGGAGGACCUGGAGGACGGAGCGGUGCGCGUGGGCGGCUCCAUCCGCGGCGCCUUCAGCAGCAGCGAGCGCGCGAAGAACUUUUUCCGGGUCUCCUACCGCAGCGGAGCUCAGCUGCAGAACCACUACUUCCAGGCCAGUGACGCCUUCAACAAGCAGCAGUGGAUCAACUGCAUCCGACAAGCCAAGGAGGCGGCGCUGAGCGGAGGCGAGGCCUCCAGUCUGCAAAGGGAUUCACAGAAGGGUCCAUGGGCAGAGGCGGAGACAGGGCCCGGUUCAGAAGGGAAGGAGGGGGUCCGUGUCCGGGCUCUGGACCUGGAGCUAGAGGGAGAAACAAGGAGGAAUGGAGGCGUGGAGGCGGCCGAUCCAGCACGAGGUGCCGGUAAAAUCGGGGCAGAACCAGGAGUCGAGGCAGGUGGAGGAGCAGGUGGAGGAGGAGCAGGAAGUGGAGCAGAUGGAGGAGCAGGUGGAGCAGGUGGAGGAGGAUCAGAUGGAGAAGAAGCAGGUGCAGGAGCAGGAGCAGGUGGAGGUGGAGCAGAUAGAGGAGCAGAUAGAGGGGAAGGUGGAGGAGCAGGUGGAGCCGUGACUCCCAGAGGAGGUGCAAAUACAGUUCCCACCCUCCUCAUUAGCUCAGCGUCUCCCACUCAGGAGGAGGCGCAGAAGCAGGAGGAGGCGAUGGAGCAGGAGCUCAAGGAGGAGGAGCAGCUCAACAUGGACACGAGUGAGGAGCUGAGCCUCCGGUGCUGAUCCAGAGAGCGGGAGGACGGAGGAGGAUGCACUGAAGAACUGACACUGAAACCAGUUGAACCGAUGAUGUCACUGACAAACAACGUCUGUGAUGAGACGUGGACUCAUUCUGUGUUUGAAGUCAAACACUGUCCUGACUGAUGUUACUCAGAUAUUUACAGAUUCAGUUCUUUUAGACUUCAUGUAAUCAGACCUCAACCCUUCAGGGUCUCGCUCCCUCAGACCAGACUACACAUUUUUACCGUUCAGCCUGAUUUCACAUCCUCCUCCCUGAUGACGCGUCGCCUGUGAGUGACGUUCAUCCUGACAUGAGGCUGUGGGAGCCUCAGUCCUGGAGCUCUGACCUGUGCUGGUGCUACGAGGCGCUGUCACGUCAACAUGCACACAUGCAGCUUCACACCCAUGGGAAAAAUG